UGAGUUUGAGUGCAAAACUGGCUUUACUUGUUUUUGAUAUUGUUUCAAUCAUCGUGUUGCGGUAGUGCACUGACACCGUUGGCUGCCGCACUCGUACUUAUGGCGUGAUAUGCCUUAACUUAAGCUGGUGUUGAAAGUCAAUUUGUGUGACCGUCAAGUCUGAGUUUUCGAGAAAUUGCAAAACCACUUAAGUGGUCUUUCCCAAAACACAAAAUCCAAUCGGAAUAUUUUGGAAAUUCCAAGUCUUUCUUGCUCGCGAUCAUCAACAACACUACGAGUAUGAAGGAUGGCACGUAUUCUGGUUUAUCCAUACGUAUUUACCAUUAGUCACAGCUUAAUCGUUUUAUUAACGAGACGACCGGCUUGUCUGCUGGCGGGUCAAACGUCCUUCAUGAGUUUCGAACAAAAACGCACACGGCGAUUAAUUUACAAGUGUGGCUGCAGCGGUCUAGGAACAUGUUGGAUUGAAUUUGCGCUCUACAGUCGGACGGUGUCACGCGAAGAGUGCGCGUUCGCGAAGAGACCAACAAGGUUAAAUUUAAGUUUAAUUAAAGGAAUAAUAAAAAUACGAAGUUAAAUUAAGGAUUAAUCAAGUUAUGUGAAGUUUUAAUCACUUUUUUUAAAUUGUUUUCUUAAUUUGAUAAAUUGAUAAAUAAUAAAUUGAACAAUGAAGUUAAAAAUUUAUUAUUGCAUGUUUGUGUUCUUUAUUUUGGUCGUUAUUGGAUCAAGUUAUGGAAAUAAAUUGCGGGUCUGCGUCGUCGAUGGCCGCGGCGGAUUCAAAAAAGCAGCGAAGCAUUGCCCAACGCUGGACAGACCGGAAAGUAAAGUUGAAUGUGUUGUCGGCAUCGACAGAAUGGAUUGUUUACGACGAAUAUCCAAAGGAAAAGUUGAUUUUUCCGUGUUUACACCUGAAGAUUUAGUUUCCGCAACCAAUUCAGAAGUGGAUGUUUUACUAACAAAUCAAAUGAAGUUUUCAAAAGAGAAUUAUGAAUAUGAAGUGGUAGCUAUAGUUAGCGAUGAGUCUGGAAUUAAUUCCGUGCAUGAUUUGAAAGAUAAAAAUUUCUGCCAUCCAGGAUAUGGAUAUGAAACGGAUUGGACGAAUAUCAUUACUAACUUUUUAGAGUCUACUACCAUACCACAAAGUUGUGACCAAUCACUUACCCUCACAGAAAACAGAAUAAAAUCAUCGUCAACAUUCUUUAAAACUGCUUGUAAAGCUGGACCUUGGGUAAAUGAUCCAAAUUUGGAUUCACAACUCAAAAAAAGUUAUCCGAAUCUAUGUGAAUUGUGUGACCAUCCUGCAAGAUGCAAUACCAAUGAUAAGUAUUGGGGCCGUCGUGGUCCACUCUUUUGUCUUACUGAUGGUGUGGGUGACAUCAGUUGGGCACGUUUAGAUGACGUGAAAAUACAUUUUGGGAUAACCCCAGGUUCAAUCAGUAUCUCCCCGGAAGGUUAUAGUUACCUAUGUAGAGAUGGUACUAAAAUUCCGGUAAAUGCCACAUCGAGAAACCCAUGUGUCUGGGUUGUCAAACCAUGGCCUGUUAUUGGUGCCCAAAAACAAAAAGCCUCUGAAAUUAAAAAGUUUUUAUCAACAUUAGACUACAACAAAGCCAACGAAUGGCAACAAGCUCUUCUAACCCUCAUUCAAACUUUUAAACAGGAUAUAGUACCAUUGGAUCCUAUUCAACCCAUUGAUAGUUACAUGUUAGAAGCACCAGGCUUUUUGAGUGCGAAUAGUUUUACGGGUUGUCAUCCACCAAGAACAAUUAGAAUGUGUACCACUUCUAUUCUACAAAAUGCAAAAUGUGGUUGGAUGAGGGAAGCCGCUGCUGUCUAUGGUGUUGAACCGGAUCUUGACUGUAUUAAAGCGGAUAAUGUUACGCAUUGCAUGGAAGCAAUCACAGUUGGAGCGGCGGAUGUAGUCCUAGUUGAACCUGACUAUGUUAAUAUAGCAAAAAGGAAAUUUAACCUCAAAACACUCCUGUAUGAAACAGUCGGCGAUAGUGAUAAAUAUCUCACAGUGGGAAUAGUAAAAACCACCUCUGGAUACACCAAAUUUGAAGAUCUACAAGGAGCCAAAGCAUGUUUCCCAUCAUAUGAUGGAAUUGCAUGGAAUUCAGCCAUGCACGCGUUACAUAGUCGCCAUCUUCUUAACAAAUGUCCUGUAGAGGUCGCGUUUGUAGACUUUUUCUCUUCUAUAACUGCGCCGCAUUUACCACAUGGUCUUGGACAUCAUAAUAAUAUGAUCACACCUCCAGACUCAGAAUCCGCAGACACAGAAGAAUUAGUUGGUGAUUACGGUGCAAUUAGAUGUUUAAAUCAAGGCCUUGGUGACGUUGCAUUUUUAUCACUAAACAACUAUGAAAAAUUCUUCAAAGAUCCGCGCGAAAUGUCUUAUAAUAUCAAUCGUAAUAAUUUUCGCGUUUUCUGCCAUAAAGAACCGUGCCAUUUAUCAUGGGCGCCGCCUGGUCAACUAAUGACAUUGAAAAAUAAAACUGCACUCUGGAUUAAAGACGCUACGGAUGUAUUUUUACAAUUGGAUAAUCUCUUUGGUAAAAAUUACAAAAGCAUUACAUUACCAUUCACAAUGUUUGAUAUAUUCGAUGGAAAAUCGAAUGUUUUAUUCCACGAUGCAACAAUGCGUCUUAGAACUGUCGCGAAUGCGAAAAAUUCGGACAAAAUGAUCAGGGAAUAUGAUAAUGUUUUGGAUGCAACAAUGCAUUGUUCGAAAUCUACGAAAAUUUUAAAUUUUAAAUCUAUUUUAGCAUUAUCCGUAGUUAUUUUAUUAUUGUUGUAGGUUUUAAUUGAAGCUAUAUCGGCUGUGAUUACAAUAUAACCUCAAAUCUGAGCUGUAGAACCAUAUGAAUCCUAUUACAAUAUAAAUGUGAGAUGCAAAUAAAUGUAUGAAUGAUUCAUAAAAAAUAAAAUAGUAUUUUAUUGA
This is a messenger RNA of Dalotia coriaria, 2941 nucleotides long. RefSeq names its product Transferrin 3 (gene Tsf3). The coding region runs from base 668 to 2797 and encodes 709 amino acids. The transcript has 8 exons. Lineage: Eukaryota; Metazoa; Arthropoda; Insecta; Coleoptera; Staphylinidae. Gene Ontology annotation, biological process: iron ion transport. Gene Ontology annotation, cellular component: recycling endosome; plasma membrane; early endosome. The record is from RefSeq and is a predicted model, not a curated record.